AUGACUACUCGAUUUCUCAUUCUUUCCGACACCCAUGCGACAGAUUAUACACCUCCGGACCAGCAUGCAGACGUUGCUCUUCACUGCAGCGAUCUUACUCAAGAAUCCAAGAUCGACGAAUUCCGAGCGACAAUAGGGCUCUUGAAGGGUCUAAAUGCUCCGUUAAAGCUCGUUAUCGCUGGUAACCAUGAUUUUACUCUCGACGUGCCGAUGUUUAGAGAAAAGGUCGCGGAGAUGGCGGGACCAGUCGAUCCCGAGCUUGUGAAAAGUGUUUACGGCGACUAUGGGGAGGCAAGGAGACUUCUUAAAGAGGCAAGGGAACACGGCAUUAUACUACUAGACGAGGGCCUGUAUACCUUUGAUCUUGCAAAUGGGUCAUCGCUGACAAUAUACGCUAGCCCAUUUACGCCUUCCGAGGGCGGCUGGGGAUUCCAAUAUUCCCCCAGACAAGGCCACGGCUUUGAUAUCGAGGACAGAGUCGACAUUGUCAUGACCCAUGGGCCUCCACACGGGGUGAUGGAUCGGCCAUACUCUUCCUCAAGGGUCGGAUGUCCUGAUUUAUUUAAAGCGGUCUUCCAGGCACGGCCGAAGCUACACUGCUUUGGACAUAUACAUGAAGAAUGGGGUGCAAAACUGGUUACCUGGCGCGACAACGACAACAUGGACGCAUCACAUUUGACCGUCAUCGAAAACGAUCCUGGUAAGUCGCCGGUGAUAACUAACUUGUCAAGGUUGGGCGGAUCAAAAUACGAUGAGCCAGAGGCCAGAGAAGCAAAGCUUGAAAAACUGAAAACUUCCCAAAGAGAGGGAUGUUAUUCGACCAGAUGCUCUGCUGAACCAGGAACCCAAACACUCUUCAUCAAUGCGUCUAUAAUGGGGGAUCAAGACCAGCAUUUCCAUCUCCCCUGGCUAGAUCUGGCAGCGGUGUAA
This is a messenger RNA of Nannizzia gypsea CBS 118893, 930 nucleotides long. Its product is annotated as metallophosphoesterase domain-containing protein 2. The coding region runs from base 1 to 930 and encodes 309 amino acids. The transcript is spliced from 2 exons. Gene Ontology annotation, molecular function: hydrolase activity. The record is from RefSeq and is a predicted model, not a curated record. Lineage: Eukaryota; Fungi; Ascomycota; Eurotiomycetes; Onygenales; Arthrodermataceae.